AUGAAGGCAUAUCUCUACGCCCUCGCAGCCUCGGGGGCAGCGGGGGCAGCGAGAGCAACGGGCGGAUUCGUGGCCACAGACCAGUCCUUAAUUUCCUCAAGUUCUUUCGUCGAUAUCACCGAAGCAGACGAGGAUCUCGACAAAUGGCUCUCUGCGGUACAGGCGCAGCCUCUUGAGGCCCUCAAGCCAUACCCCAUUUCUUGCAGCAAAGCCGGGGAGGGCCCCUGGUUCCUGUUCCCGGAGGCGGAUCAGUUGGCCUCAUGCAAGGAGACCAUGCUGCUCAAUGUGGUUGUCCAGAUGGCCGAGGUCAAGGACAUGCCCACCAUCAUCAGGGCCUGCACAGCAGACUACGACACUUCUCCGUCCAUGAGGGUUGCUUUCGUGCCAGACUCGACCAAGGCAUCGCUCUGUACCACCGCCAACAAAGUGCUGGAGGAUGCCUCCAUCUCCAUUCACCGGCCCGGCAAAGACCGCGAGUUCUCGCCGACCCAUCUGCUAUCAGCUGGUCGUCAGGUCAAGAGCUAUCUUGCCUCUCAGAAGCCGUCAUGCUCCAACAACGCCAUGGCCUUUGGCUACUCGCAGACGUCGGUCAUCGGUGUUUUUGCCGGCGCUAAAGUGCACCAGCACGGUGUCACAUCAGAUGUCCUUCAGCAAUUCCUCGAGCAUGUUCAGAACGAGUCGGUCUCAGGAACCACCGUGGUGCAGUUGUGUGGUGCCAAAGAUCGUGGUGCCGAUUACAGCAUUGGCAUCGUCGCCAGCAGCGCCAAGAAUCUCGAUUUCGUCCAGGAGGUGGUCAAGACAUGGGCUGAUGGCAAAUGUGUCUCACAGGUGGGUGCGGGCCAGGACUGGAUGCCGGUCACUCUGCGCGUUCCUGUUCCCUUGGAGGAGUUGUCCAAGAACGACACCAUCUCCAACAGCACCGCCAGAUCUCGCCAUUCCGCGCCUGGAGAUAUUUCUGCCAGGUUCGCCCGGCUCAGCCCCCGAGCUGAUUGCAGGGUCACUACCGUCCAGGCCGGCGAGGGUUGCUGGGCUGUGGCCCAGAGAUGUGGCAUCUCGCAGACUCAACUGCAGAACUUCAACCGCGCCAACCUCUGCAACUCACUUGUUCUGGGCGAGCGGGUCUGCUGCAGCACCGGCACCCUCCCCAGUACCCUCCCUCCCGGAAACUCUGACGGCACGUGUAAGACGCGCCAGGUUGUGUUGGGCGACGACUGUGGCUCAUUGGCCAACAAAUGCGGAAUUACUGGCGAUGACUUCACCAAGGCGAAUCCUCAAUCCGGGCUUUGCUCCAAACUGUCCGAAGGUCAGCAUGUGUGCUGCAGCCAGGGCAACCUUCCCGACCUUAGGCCCAAGAAGGGUGCCGAUGGCUAUUGUGCCGUUUAUCGGACCAAGAAGGACGACAACUGCGCCAAGAUUGCUGCAAGCAACAUGCUCAGUGUGACCCAACUGGAGAACUUCAACAAGAACACAUGGGGUUGGAAUGGCUGCAAGUUGCUUUAUCCCGAUUUCAACAUGUGCGUCAGCGACGGAGCUGCGCCGAUGCCUGCUAUUGUCCCUAACGCAAUCUGUGGACCAACCAUGAACGGCACCGUCCGGCCCCCCUUAGGGACCAACAUCAGCACGAUGAACCCGUGCCCUCUCAACGUGUGCUGCAACAUUUGGGGGCAAUGCGGUAUGACCGAUGAUUUCUGUGUCGUUUCCAAGUCCGAGACUGGUGCUCCCGGUACUGCAGCUCCUGGCCAGCACGGAUGCAUCAGCAACUGCGGCAGAGACAUCAUCAAGGGCCCCGCGCCGGCAAAACAUAUCAAGCUUGGCUAUUUUGAGGGCUGGAACUUUGGCCGCAAGUGCCUGCACAUGGAUGCUACCCAAAUCGACACAAGCACUUACACCCACGUUCACUUUGCCUUUCCUAAUGUCACGCGAGGCGAUUUUCGGAUCGAGAUCACGGACCCGUUAGUCAAGAAGCAGUUUGAACGUUUCAAGAAGCUUCAGGGCGUCAAGAAGGUUGUAUCUCUAGGUGGCUGGGACUUCAGUGCUCUGCCAGGGACCUUCAUGAUUCUCCGAGAGGCCGCCCAACCAGCCAACCGCGACCUGUUCAAGCGCAACAUCAUCUCCUUCAUCAACGAGCACAACCUUGACGGCAUCGACCUUGACUGGGAAUAUCCAGGUGCCCCUGACAUCCCGGACAUUCCCGCUGAUGAUCCGGUAAAUGGUCUCAACUACUACAGACUCUUGGCCAGCAUCAAGGCCGAGGUCGGCGAUUCCAAGACAGUUUCGUUCGCCGCACCAGCGUCGUUCUGGUACCUCCGCUCCUUUCCUGUCAAGCAAAUAGCCCAAGCUCUCGGCUAUAUUGUCUUCAUGACCUAUGAUCUUCACGGCCAGUGGGAUGCUGGUAAUAAGUGGACUUCGCCUGGCUGCCCGACGGGCAAUUGCUUGCGGUCACAUGUCAAUGAGACUGAGACUAGGGACGCGCUCUCCAUGAUUACCAAGGCGGGUGCCCCUUCCAACAAGGUCCUGGUUGGUGUCUCCAGUUACGGACGGUCCUUCAAGAUGGCCCAGGCUGGGUGCGACGGCGAGUCCUGCCUGUUCACGGGCGACAACCGCAACUCCCAUGCUGCCAAAGGUCGGUGUACGGACACUGCUGGAUACAUCUCGAACGCCGAGAUCAACCAGAUCAUUGCUCAAGGCAGGGCCAACAAGCGCUACAACAAAGAAGGUUCCAACAUCAUGGUGUAUGACAACACAGAAUGGGUGGCCUGGAUGGACGACGAGAUGAAGGACAAGAGAACCGAGUUUUACCACUCGUACAAUUUCCUGGGCACCACUGAUUGGGCAGUCGAUCUGCAAGAGUGGUAUCCCGACGCCAGUUUAGACGAGGACGAUGUCGAAGUCGUUUAUCUGGGAACCGAGGUGUACCGCGAAAGGACUGCCUACUGUACGCCGCCUUGCCGUCUUAUCUUGCCACCCAGCUCACUCCCGGCACCAACGGUAAUCUCAAUUCCACCCUAUACAACAUCCAUUGAGGUGGGCCGCAGCCAGGGUGCAUCAUUUGUCGUCGAAACGACGACCAUCACCGUCUAUGCGCCCAACAUUACGACAAAUCAGAUGCCCAUGUCCAAUGUCAAUAUCACCGUCGCCAAUCCAACAAAUGGCGGUGGUGCCGGUGGCAUUCCCCCUUUCUACGCCAACCCAAGUAUUGAUAUCCCCCCUAUUCCCGUCGUCGUCACGCCUCCAGGGGGUGGUGCACCGCCAACUUCGCGAUGGAUUACUCUUCCGCCCUGGCCGUCAGUGACAGAUGGCCCGCUGCCUGACGACCCAUCUGGAGUCGACAUUCCAGACAACAGCGACCUACCAUCUGAUGAUCAAAAUCCAAUCAUUGAUCGACCUCCUCUAGGAUCUGGACCUCCAAUGGUCUGGGACUGCCCGCCGGGUGGCGUGUUGGAGAUUGAUGAGUUUCACGCCAUCUUGACGCUUGACAAUUGCCAGGGUCAAGUAACUUUGGGCGGGUGCGCACCUACGGGAACGAAGGCAAUGGAUGCACCUCCUGAGAGCACACUUCUCAUUGGCUGCACUUUGUUCACGGGGACCCAGGCUCCUGAUAUCAAGCCAUUUCCUACAGGCUCAGGUAAUAUCAUUCAGCCCAUCACCACGCUAGUGCCGGAUCCACCAAGAGAAGACGACCCUUAA
Messenger RNA from Podospora bellae-mahoneyi, 3687 nucleotides. RefSeq lists its product as uncharacterized. Lineage: Eukaryota; Fungi; Ascomycota; Sordariomycetes; Sordariales; Podosporaceae. Gene Ontology annotation, biological process: carbohydrate metabolic process. The record is from RefSeq and is a predicted model, not a curated record. Gene Ontology annotation, molecular function: chitin binding; hydrolase activity, hydrolyzing O-glycosyl compounds. The transcript has 3 exons. Bases 1 to 3687 code for a protein of 1228 amino acids.